Messenger RNA from Zophobas morio, 1569 nucleotides. RefSeq lists its product as uncharacterized. The transcript has 11 exons. The record is from RefSeq and is a predicted model, not a curated record. NCBI's taxonomy places the organism in Eukaryota, Metazoa, Arthropoda, Insecta, Coleoptera, Tenebrionidae. The coding region runs from base 307 to 1377 and encodes 356 amino acids.
AUUUCAUAAACAAACGUGCAACCUAAAUAGAAACGUUUCAGGCACAUUUUUGCUGAAACGUUUCUCAAACGUUCCUCUUGAGACGCAUUUAAAACAUUCUUCAGAGCGCUUGCGCACUGCAAUUUUGACAGAGGAGUAUUUUGUUAUUGCGCAUCGUGCUAGAACGACGGAUUCCCGCGAAACGUUCGUGUUUUGUGAAAAAAUAAGUACCAUAAAGGUUCUUGAAUCGGUAUUAGUUUAUCGUAUUAACGUAUAAUAACCUACUGUAUAUUAAAGUUGUAGCGUCAACAUAUAUGUCGGAACAACAUGUCGCAAGAGGAAAAAGAAUUACUUGAAGAAAGGCAUUGGACUGUUGUUGAAUUCACCAAGGACGACGAUUAUCGGGAAAUAUCCUGCAUUCCCAACAAUUGGGUCUUCAGCAAAAACGACGAAGUAUUUUCGUUUUGGCCGAAGAGGAAUAUACGAAAACAUAUCAAAAAUGCAACUCCCCCAGAAAAGCAAUGGGACGUUUGGCCGGCAAGGGUAAUGCUUAAAAAUAGCGUAUCAUAUAAGGAAGCUAUUUCCUUUGAGAAAAAAAAUGAAAAGGUAACUGAGUCAGAGGGAGAAGAAGUUCGUUCCAAGAAACGCAAACGAAAGGCAAUUUGUCUUAAGGAUUUUAUAACUGAUGUACUAGAAGAAGAGGAAGAUGAUCAAAUUCCACCUCCGCCAAAAAUUAUUAAAGCACCACCUUCGCCAGCUACGACAGUGCCUUCACGAUCCCUAAAUGAUAUUUUAUCUGCCAAAUCCUAUGGUGACAUUGCCACUACUUCUGGUGAUACUUUAUCAGUAAGAAGCUUGGAACGUAAUAAUAAUGAUUCACCUGCGACCUUAUCGUUAGGUUCAGAAGUUAAUACUUCUCCACAAGACUCCUUAAUCAUUACUGAACCAUGUAAUGUUGAUGAUCAAAUUGUAGACAAACUAAAUGAAAUUAUAAGAAAAACCACUCGGGUAGAAAUUAUGGUGAAAAGAUUAUUACAAAAAAUUAGUAAUGAUCCUACACAUACCCCAUUACAUAAUACUGACAGUAUUAGUAAUACAUGUAUACAACCUUUUACAAAGUACCGGCUGUUAUGUGAAUACGAAGAAAGAUUAAAAUCUGGCGAGGACGCCAGAAAAGAACUGGACAACAUUUUCCGCUUAUGUGGAGGCAACUCCACUAAAGAAAAUAUAAAAAGGGGUUUGCGCCGCAUAUUUGAUGAUAAAUUGGCUCGUAAAUGCUCUUGGCUGGGUAGAAAAAAUAAUUUUCAAGUGUCUAACUUGAUCAUUAUGGAUGUACUAAAAAUACAUUUUAGAUGCAGUUCGAAAAAAUUUUCCGUUAUUAACCGACAAAAUAUUUGAAUUAACUGUUUCUACAUGGCUGAGACAAGCAAAUCUUCGCUUCACGAGAAAACUUGAGAAAUAGUUGUAUGUAUAACUUUAACUUCCUGUCAGUAUUUUUUUAUAUUUUUUGUAUUUUGUUUUAUUUUAACUGUGCACUUUGUAAGUUACUUUUGUUUAAAAUUACCAUAUCAUAUAUGUAAUAAAUACAUA